Lasiosphaeria miniovina is the source of this 1239-nucleotide messenger RNA. RefSeq names its product pyridoxal phosphate-dependent transferase. Lineage: Eukaryota; Fungi; Ascomycota; Sordariomycetes; Sordariales; Lasiosphaeriaceae. The transcript is spliced from 5 exons. The record is from RefSeq and is a predicted model, not a curated record. The coding region runs from base 1 to 1239 and encodes 412 amino acids.
AUGUCUGCUGCCAACGACGAAGCCUUUAAUAUCGACCAGGUGAGGGCCAACUUCCCCGCAUUGGCCGGAGAGCAAGUGUUCUUUGACAAUGCUGGCGGCAGCCAGGCUCUGGGGGCGGUGGCCGAACGCAUCCGAGACUACCUCUUGAACACCAACGUCCAGCUCGGGGCCAGCUAUGCCACGGGCAAGGCGUCCACCGACCGCUACAACGCGGGCUAUGCCGCGGCGGCGGCGUACAUUGGUGCCCCGAAGGACGAGAUAGUGCUCGGCCCGUCCACCACACAGCUGUUUCGAAACGUCUCAUACGCCCUGUCGUCCUUCCAGCCCGGCGACGAGGUCGUAAUCUCAGUGCUCGACCAUGAGGCCAACAUCGCCCCCUGGCUCGAUCUGGCCGAGCGGCAGCAGCUGGUCGUGAAGUGGUGGCAUCCCUCGCAAUCGUCUAGCAAAUCGAACCCGAAACUCGCCGCCGAAGACCUCGGCCGGCUCCUCAGCCCCAAGACCCGGCUUGUGACCUGCACCCACGCGAGCAACAUCCUCGGCACCAUCCACGACGUCGCGGGAUUUGUCCAGAUGGUGCGCGCCAGCGCCAGCCCGGACGCCCUCGUGGCCGUCGACGCCGUCGCCUAUGCCCCCCACCGCAAGAUCGACGUCAAGGCGCUGGGCGUCGACUUCUAUUCCUUCUCGUGGUACAAGGUCUACGGCCCACACAUCUCACUACUCUACGCCAGCGCGCGCGCGCAGGCCCGCCUACGCUCCCUCGGGCACUACUUCAACGCGCACGCGACGCUCGAGAAUAAGCUCGGACUCGCCGGGUCCAACUACGAGCUGGUGCACGGGAUCCCCGCCGUGGUGGACUACUUGCCCGACAGCAAAUGGCCCGGCAUAACCGCGCAAGAAAGCAAACUACAAACGGCGCUGCUGGCAUACCUAAACACACAACCCGACGUGACCGUGUGGGGCGAGCCCGCCGGCGCGGACCCGGGCGCGCGCGUGCCGACGGUGAGCUUCACUGUCGCCGGGCGCAGCUCGCGCGCGCUCGUCGAGGCCGUCGAGCGUGACUCGGCGUUCGGCUUCCGCUGGGGCAGCUUCUACUCGGUCCGCCUCGUCGAGCAGGUGCUCGGCCUCGACGCGGGCGACGGUGUUGUGCGUGUGAGUAUGGUUCAUUACAAUACUGUGGAAGAAGUCCAGGCGCUGGUUGCGGCCAUCGACAAGGUCUUAUCUAGGGGCCAGCAGCUGUAG